Messenger RNA from Monodelphis domestica (gray short-tailed opossum), 4493 nucleotides. It is a transcript of the gene IL13RA2, whose product is annotated as interleukin 13 receptor subunit alpha 2. Lineage: Eukaryota; Metazoa; Chordata; Mammalia; Didelphimorphia; Didelphidae. Gene Ontology annotation, biological process: cytokine-mediated signaling pathway. The record is from RefSeq and is a predicted model, not a curated record. Gene Ontology annotation, molecular function: protein binding; cytokine receptor activity. Gene Ontology annotation, cellular component: external side of plasma membrane.
AUUCCAGUAAUUGGGCAUUCAAGUCAGUGGUGAUUGAUUAUAGCUAGGACUGAAAUGUUUUCGGUUUGUGUUGUUUCCCAGUUAAGAUCCCAAUCUAUAAAAUGGGAGUAAUCCGCCCCCAAAGACUAUCGGAGGCGCAAAAGAGAUCAGAGAUGGCAAGUCCUUUACACAUGUCACUUAGGAGGUAGGGUCGGGUAAUAGAGCUUCCUCUCAGUGCCCCAGGACAACUCAGGAGCUCUGUUACAGGUUCACUGUUGGUCUGCACCCUUGUGCUCUGCAGAAGGACAUGCUAGGUGUCCCCCCUCCCCUCAAAGUCUUUGUUAUUAUUGUUGCCUUUUUCUAGUUCUCUUUAAUUAUUAGUGAUGACGAACAUCCAGCUACUUUGAACCAGAGUAUGUGCAUCUUCUAUCCUCUAAAAAGACCUUUUCUUCCCCCAGACUGAAAGUUGCCUGGUAUUACUCUCUGAAGAAAUGUCCUGGAAGCCUAGGUAUCUCAAAUGGGUCUAUUCUGCUUUCUUCUUUAUCACACUGCGACCCAGCUAUGCCUCCUCCAGCCAGAUAACAGUGGAUCCUCCUCAGAAUCUGAAGAUUGUGGAUCCUGGCUUCCUAGGCCACCUCAGUGUGCAGUGGCAGCCCCCCUUAACAUUGGGCAAGCUCCAGCACUGUACGGUACAAUAUGAAUUAAGAUACCGAAACACUGGUAGUGAAGACUGGGAGAUCAUCAUUACUAAGAAGCUAAAUUAUGAAGAUGGCUUUGACCUCAACCAGGGAGUGGAAGCGAAAAUCCAAACUCUCCUGACGGGCCAUUGCACAAAUGGAUCAGAUGUUCACAGCAAAUGGAUACAGACGACUUUCUGGAUUCCCUUGCAAGGAGAGCCAGAGACCAAAAUCCGGGAAAUGCAAUGUACUUAUCAUAACUGGAAAUCUCUACACUGCUCUUGGAAACCAGGAGAAAAAAGUCCUGAUGGGGCAAAUUAUAACUUAUAUUACUGGUAUGAGGGCCUAGAACAUGCUCUCCAGUGUGCCGACUACGUAGAAUCUAAUGGAAGACAUGUUGGAUGCUGGUUUCCAAACCUGGAGCUUGCGGAGUAUCAAGACUUCCACAUUUGUGUCAAUGGAUCUUCGUUAGCCCUUCCAUUGAGGGCUAGCUAUUUUACUUUUCAACUUCAAAACCUAGUGAAACCUCAUCCCCCUGAACAGCUAAACCUGACUCAGAGGAAACCAGAAGAGCUUCACUUGGAAUGGAAGCCCCCUGAAGGACCCAUCCCCUCUCAGUGCCUGACAUAUGAAGUUCAGUUCCAAGAAGAUGAUGCUUCCCGGAUGUUCAGAUCAACAGAGAGAGAAAUGAUCACCCUUCAAAAGUCCAAUGGCAGCCGAAGGUUCUGCGUCUGGGUCAGAGACAAAGUCAAUAUUUACUGUGCCAAUGAAGGGUUUUGGAGUGAAUGGAGCUCCCAACAGUGCUUGGAAGAGCAUCAAGAAGAUGAUGGGUGGCUGCUCUUUAUCAUUAUCCCGGUCACUUUAAUCAUGCUAAAGGCCAUUCUGCUAGCUUUGUUGUUUGUACAAAAACAGAGAGCCUGUUUGAAGCAGGUUCUUGGCAAAAAGGAAGUCCAUUUCUACCAAGAGGCGAUCUGCUGACAAGCCAUCUUCCUUCCAGCCGCACAUCCCACUGGCUGCCCCUUUGCUUUCAUAGCAGGAACAGGGGUUGAACCUUACUUGUUGACACCCCGAGGAAGUCUUCUGGCAUCUAGCCUCCUGUGGACUCACCUCUGAGAGCAGCAGUGGCAUAUUUCAAAUGACUUUAGAUCAUACACAUAAACACACACACAAGUGUGUAUAUAGAAAUACAUAUAAAUAUUUGGGGGAGGGGGCAGGGGUUGCUUAUAGAAAAAAUGACCUUAUGUUGUAAGCUUUUCUAGUUCCUACUAAUAAGCCUGCUUCUCAUGAAUCUUUAAUGUUGCACAAUGGAAAGCCCAGGGAUAAGUCUGUUUUUUUUUUAGUGAUCUGUUCGCAAAAGCAUGUGAUUUCAUAACUUGUCCAAAGCUGAGCCACACAGACUUUGCCAAAUCCUGAUGAGUUUUAAGUUUGUCAAAACUUGCCCUUUAGGUAAGUUCCUGGACUGUGAAUCACAUUAUUUGGAUGAAAAUCUAGCUGCAGGCAUGAUGGAAUGACAAGGAAAUAUUUAAGAUGCACGCACCCGUUCUCCGGAUCCUAGUGCCUCAGGUGGCAUGACAAGGAUGAGGGGGUGAAUGUGUGAGUGUGAGGUGGGGAGGGAGGAAACACAGUGCUUGGUGCUGGAAGACGUGACAUGGCCCAGAGGUCAACUUUGAGCACUUAGUAGAAUCCACAUGCUCUAAAGAGAAAGCUGGGGACUUUCCUGUGCUUCCUGGCAGCUUUCCCCAUUUUCAGAUUGGGCAGUAAAGAGACCUGGAGCCCAAAGGAAUAGACUGUGAAAUUAGCAAGGAGCUAUUAGAAAAGGCCAUCCGACUGACAGAGCCAUCCCAGCCUGAAGAGAAUUCAGUCAUGUCAGCUUCAUGAAUUAAGAAUGGCAGCUGUCAACUCAGGGGCUUGUGCUGGGCUAGGAGAUGCUUUGAAAGUGAGUCAAAUGCAUAUGGCUGGGGUAGGAUUUGGGACAGAAUUGUUGAUAGGAAGAAAGAGUCUGUAGGAUGCAGUUGUAGAUGAAGUGAUAUGCCAUGGCCCUGUGCCUUCUUCCAAGGGAGAACAACAUCCAGCAGUGUCAGUGUGCCCCUAGAUCCCUUGGUUAUCUCUACUAGCUAUCACUAGUACUGAGGGCAAGGAAAAGGAGACAUGGCCCCUGGCUUUCAUGAUGACAAUCCAGCUAGUGAGAGGACAUAGAUGCCUGAAAAAACUCAAGGCAAGAAUAAUGGGAAUGGACAGGUAUUUUGAUAGCACUAUGAGGUUUAUAGAUAUGAUCUCAUUUGAUCUUCACAGUAUCUCUGGGGGCCAGUCUCUAGCUCGGGUCUGGUUUGAUCCAGAUCUGUGAUUCCAUCUCUUUCAGGUCAGCAUCUUGUCUGAAGUUAUGGACUUAGAGGGUUGCCGAGAGGUUGAAUGAAUUGCUCAGGGUCAUCAGGUAGGUUUUGAGCCCAGGAAUCUAAUUUGGCCAAUAUUAAGUCCUUACCAUGGAACUUGCCCUGUGCUAAGGGAUGGGGACACAAAAGUCGGAAGCAGUCAUUGCUAUCGAGGAGCUCACUGUCAAACUGGACAGUUGACAUAUAAGCGCUUAGGUGCCAACAGAAUCUAGACAGUGGAGAUAACUGGAGAUGAUCCAUCGAGGGAAGGCACCAGCAUUAAGAGGGUCUGGGAAAGGCUUCUGCUGGAUUAUGGGUCUCUAGCUGAGACUCCAAGGAGGGAAGCCAAGAGCUCUGGCUCUAAGGCCUAUCUUUUCUCUAUUCUCCCUCUAGGUAUCAGGAACCCAGGGAGGAGGAGAGCUAGAGGGGAAAAUGAGAGUUACUUUCAAGUGUCCAAAAGGCUGUGUGAAAGAGAGUUUGAGACAUUCUGCUGGCCCUUAGGAGCAGGAUCUGGAACAAUGGGUUGAAGUAACAAGAAGGCAGAUUUAGGAUUAUUUGUAGUAAAAACAUAAAGCAAGACUGAUCUAGAAAACAGUUGGUCCUUUAGCAGGCUUAGAGUCAUGGCUAGAUGGUUAUUCAGUGAGUCUUCAUGAGGUCCAGGUUGGCCUAGAUAGUUCCAGAGGCCCCUUCCCAAUCCUGGGAUCCCAUCGAUUUGGUGUUAGUAGAGGGAACAGUGGACAUAACCCUGGCUCUGGAGUCAGGAACUGGGACCAAGCCCUACCUCAGACACUUUGAGGCUGUGACAUUGAGCAAAUCCCUUCCUCUCUCUGGGCCUCAGUUUCCUCACCUUCUGUUCCAGCUUUCUCUAUGAAUAUAAAUGGAUUAGAAAGAAGAGGGAGAAUUUUCAGGUAAAGGUAAAAUUUGCAGGUAAAGAAAAUAGCAUAAGAACCUGCUAACAUUCCAGUGGAUUGGUGAGCUUCUUAGUAUUGCCUCCAGGUCUGACCCCCCUGUGAGACUCUCAUCUGCUUUUCCCACAAACGAAUGCUCAGGAGGCUUCUGUGAGGUCUCUUAACACCAUUAGGGUAUCUGUCAGUGGGGCACCAGAACUUUUCCUCAGUUUCCUUUGAUCUCAGUCCAUGACCAGCCCCUGAGCACAACUUCAGGAAAUCUCAGUUGUGCUUAAAAGAGCUUUUUACAUAUUUGGAGCAAAAGGGGGUAUUAAAAAUGAUGGGCAAUGGCAUUCUGCCAGAUGCUGCAGUGGAUAGUGUAUCGAGCCUGGAGUCAGGAAGGCCUCAGUUCAAAUCUAGCCUCAGAUACUUCCUAGCUCUGUGACCUUGGGUGACUCACUUCACCCUGUUAGCUCCAGUUUCCUCAUCUGUAAAAUGAGGAUAAUAUCAUCUACCUCACAGGGUUGUUGUGAGGAUCAAAUGAGAUUUUAUAUGUAUAAUAAAAUAUAUGUAUAUAUGUA